AUGUCUUCACGAAGAACACGUAAUAUGGCAUCUGCUCAAUCGAUUGCUGCAGAGCAUGUACAGCGUGCUACAACUCGUAUAUAUAAUGAAGCUGCAUUGAAUCCAUCUCUCAUCGUGUCUCCAUACAUUAAUGCGUGGUUAGAAGAGCAUUCAAAAGUAUACAUGUACGAUCCAGUUGGCGUAUUACAGUACAUCUUAUCAUUGGCUUCGUUUCUUGGCGAAGAUAAUUACGUUUACCGUAAUAAUCGAAAAAAAACACCUACAACACUUUAUUUAUCGUUAUGUACUCGUCCUGCUUACGGAAAAUCAGAUUUGUUUCAAGCUACAAAAGAUUCAAUCAUCAACUUGUUAUGCAUUCGACAAAGUCUUGGAGUCUAUACUCGUUCAAAUAAUCGAAAAGCUAAAACAAACAUCCAAAUGCCCGAUUUGAAUGCUUUUGCCGAUGAGCUUACCAGACUCGGUCUCUUGACGGCUCUUGAAAAAACACCACGAUUGCUAUUAUUUGAUGAACUUGAUCAACUUUUUAUUCGUAAUGGCCUUAUUCCAUUGCCAAAUUCAACACAAAAUGAAAACAAUUUUUACGAGAUCGCUCUUCAACUUUAUAGCGAUAACUGCUUAUUUUCAAAACAUACCAGCUCGUCUGAAAUAACAUUCCAGUCAAAACGUAUGUGCAUUAUGGGUAAUCAUACACAGGAACCUUGCAACCGCCUGGUAUUACGUAAAUUGAAUAGCGAAGGACCCAAUCCAUUUUUUGAACGACAUUUAAUGUUAUGUGCACGUACACCAGUAACAGAAGAAAAACUUAAUCCAGAUCUAUUCAAUUAUAAACGUUUUGCAUCCUUCGAUCAAUUAUCCAUGACAAUGUCAUUUCUGGUGGUUCUUGAUUUUUAUUUUGAUGAUGAAGGUCGUGCAUUAGCAAUUGGUUUUUGCAAUAGUCUAAUGAGAGAAAUGCGAGCAAUUGAAUCUAGUGAUUCUUGGCUAUGUGCUCGUUUGGGAAAAAGUCGAGAACAUACAUUACGUCUUGCAGCAUGUAUACAAUUACUUGAAUUAGCAUUUUAUCUUUUGGAAAAUUAUCGAAUUCAAUACGGUGAUUUUGGAAGUGGAUUAGCCGAUGAUCAAUUUCAUCAACGAAUGUUAAUUAUUGCUAGUGAAUUUCUUAAACGACAACCAUUGCCUAAUUAUGAAGACCGAAUUAAAGCUAAUCCUGUUGCAAUUGAAAUCCAUAAUGAUGUAGUACGCGGUGCUAUUAAUUAUGUUCAAAUUAUUAUUCGUCAAUACUAUUUAUUAUUUGUUGAUUUUGAUGGAGUUACAAAUACGAAUCAAACAGUUCCAUUACGAAAGCAACAAAUGCCUAUUGUUCCUAAUACUAUGGCAACCAAACCGUGUCCACUUAUUCAAGUUAACAAUCAGUCAAAUAUUGAUACAUAUGAAGAUGUUAAUGAAAAUCAAAUAAAUUAUCAUCCUAUUGAUAAUCAAGUUACUACUGAAAAUGUUCUGGGUCUUGACAAGAAAGGUAUGAAAUUUGCCAAACAUUAUCUUACCUACAACAGUUGGAUUUUAACAAAUAAAUCAAUUAAUUCAAACAUGCGUCACAAUACUCAUAUGAAAAAUACUGUUCUUCAACAUCUAGUCGUACAAAAAUUUGUUAUCGAAAUCAAAGGUGGUCUGAAAGGUAUAAAUGCACGGUCGAGUCCUAUUGAUAUAUGGGUAAAAUGUAUGCCACCUUCUCUUAAUGAUCUUUCUCUUAUUCGAAAAUGGGAUGAAGAAUUAUCUGUAUAUGAUGUCUCAUGGGAUCAGUAUGCAUCUACUCUUUCUAAUAUUAACCUUAUGGAAGAGUUAUACAUGACUGAUUCACUUAAUACAUUUAUUAAUAAAAAUUAUGUGACAAUCAGUAUGUUCAUUCAUGAUGAUGUUUUAUUUCAACUUGUUCCACCAGAUACUGAAAACAUAUCUGUUUCGUGUGUUGCACCUUCAUCUGCAUCAAAACCAACAUUCGAAUUGGAUAUUGAAAAUGAUCAACAAGAAGAACACAUCGAGAAUAUUGAAUUCAACGAACAAGAUGAUGAAAAUGAAGAAGAAGAUGCAUUACUUUAUCAAGAUAAUGGUAUGGUUUCUUAUCAUCGACAACAAAAUAAUUCAUCAUCUUCUUUACCUCAAAAUGCUGCAUCAUAUAAAAUUUUGAAGCAACAAUCGGUUGUUUUAUCUUCACUCUCAAAUAAUCCACCAGUCAACAAUAAUCUUCAACGACAACAAUCACGUUCAUCUAUUGAUACGUCUAAUUUUUCCAUUCAAACACAAUCGAAAACGCCUCAACCAAAAAUACCAAUUAGCAAUAGCCGAGGAGCGCAUAGAUCAUUGUCGUUUAAUAUGAUGCAUCAUGGAACAACAACAUCCAUAUCACGACCUCAUUUUCCAACCAAUACCACAUUAUUUUCAACUCAUCAACAAAUGCAGCAGCAAUCUGCUCGAAGUACAAGUGCAGCUACAGUUAUUGGAUCUAGUCUAAAUAAUUUUCAUCAUGAAAUUGACAGUGCUGAACCAAGUCGUAGUGCAUUUGAACUUAUGUCUACAAGAUUAUUGCAAAGCGAACAAAAUCGUAAAACGGCUGCCAAGAAUAAUAAAACAUUCAAGAAAUAA
Molecule: messenger RNA, 2637 nt
Organism: Rotaria sp. Silwood1
Lineage: Eukaryota; Metazoa; Rotifera; Eurotatoria; Philodinida; Philodinidae
Source: the annotation of a GenBank genome assembly